AUAAUGAAAAUCAUCAUGGCUUUGUAGGUCACAAAUCAGAACAAAAUUAUCAAUUCGUUACUCGUUAGAGUCACCAUCGAAAGACUCGUUCUUUUUGCUGCACUGUGUGUACGGCUGAUAGUAUAUUCGCAAAUAGUGGUAAAUAGUUUCUCCCGUUGCAGAGAAACCCUUAACAAAAUCACAUCAAUCCAACGGCUGACGAUUUCGGUGCUGAGUUAGUUGCUGAGAACAGCACUCGCUGAUAUGGUCACAACGUCAACUUCCACAGUUGGUGUGUACACAGCAUCCCAUUCGAGAUUCCUAUCUGUUGCUAUUGUCGCCGCUAUUGAUUGGAUCAGGCUCUACUUUAGAACCGUUCCCUGCGAAGUGUGAGCUAAAAAACAUAAAAAAUUAUAGAUACGAAUAUGAAGAUAACUCUGAAAACUCUUAAGCAACAGACGUUCCACGUUGAGGUGGAUGUCGAGAAGGAUACCGUAAGAAUGUUGAAGGAAAAAAUUUUCAGCGAAAGCGGUCAAGCUUAUCCAGUAGAACGCCAGUGGUUGAUCUAUCUUGGCAAAGUCAUGGAAGACUCACAUCCUCUCAGCCAGUACAAUCUGGACGACAAAAAGUUCGUCGUAGUUAUGAACAAAAAGUCAACAGUUUGCACUAACGACGCAGAGACAGCCGGAGUUAGUUCGAGCAAACGAUCUGACACAGAUCUGAUUACAGUAGUCAACGAAAACGAAAAGCUUGAUAAAAAAGAGCCUGAGUCGAAUGAUGCUGUGGCUAAACCGAAAGACGUAGCUAAUGAGGUCUCCAGUCCAAAUAAAUCAACAGCUUCUACCUCUGUCUCUGCCUCUGCGCCCAGCCCUAAUCAACAGAAAACAGAAACAGAUCAACCCCAUCCCCAAUCAACCGGCGAAAGGCCAGCUACAGGCGAUGAACCCAACCGCGAAAAUAUGUCCCGCGAGUGGAUGGAAAAUGUCCGAAGGAUAUCAGAGAUGGGAUACCCGGAAGUUAGCGUUAUUGUCGCGCUAGAAAUAUGCAGCAACAAUCGAGAGGCUGCGGUCGAGUAUCUGAUGGAUAAUGCAGCCGACAUGGCAGUUGAUUUGCUUGAACAGCAAUCCGCAGAAACCCCAGCCGCCAGUGUACCAGGGAUAGGUGUUUCCGGAUUGCAGGCACCUGAUAUGGCAGUCGCUGCUGGAGGUGCGCGGAACGAGAGACCACUCGCUUUCCUGCGCGGAAAUCCAGUCUUUUUCGAAAUGAAACGCCUACUACAGGAAGACCCGAGUCUGCUACCGUAUCUGAUGCAGCGAAUUCAGUACAGUAACCCUAACCUAAUGCGCAUCAUCAGUGAAAAUCAGGAAGAGUUUCUCGCAAUGAUCAACGAAAAUUCUGAGUUGGCCCCGGAUAACAGAGAAGCACAGGAAUUGGAGAGCAUUGCCGCUGCCAUGGUGAACAGUCUGACUCCCUCCGAUAUGGAUGCGAUCGAUCGGUUGAAGGCGCUUGGCUAUCCGGAACACCUCGUCAUUCAGGCAUACAUAGCAUGUGAACGCGACGAAUACAAGGCGGCUGAAUUUCUCGUCUCACAGAAUUUGGAAGACGAAGAUUAGAUUUCUUGAUCAUAGAUUUUUCUCGAUAAUACCCCUAAACAUGCCUACCUAAUUUUAUAAAACUCCCUAUAGACGUUCAUUUCACAUUUCGAACAAACUAAACAAAGCAAAAAAAGACCAAAUUCAUGGACGUGUUACAACAUUGCGGUCCAUUUUGAUUUGGUUCGAUUUGCAUGGAUGAACCCACUAACGUUCAGAUUGCCGACCACAAGCAAAAUAUAACCGCCGGUUCUCAUACGUUAAAAAAAGCAAAAUUUGAUGGAUGAAAGGAAUAUUUUUGUGGGUUUAAUACAAUGCAGCGUUCGUAAAAACGAAGAUUCGAAUAUGUGAGUUAUCCAAAGGAAAAGACAGGCAAAGUCAGUAUAGUUUUAGAUUUUGUUACUACAAACGUUUUACAAGGGUGUCAUUUUUGAAUUGGUUUUGAUUGUCUCUUGCUGUAGCAGGACUCUCAGAUGGUGAAGUAUAUGUCAAUCUAAGCGAUUGAUUACAUUCAGAAUACAGAUAGAACAUACAUUAAGGUAUUCGAAAAAAUGCUGCAACGUAAAAGAAACAUCAAAAGAUAAACCAACGCCUGUGUUUCCUUUAUUGGACACGGGAAAUUGUGAA
This is a messenger RNA of Anopheles darlingi, 2198 nucleotides long. RefSeq names its product UV excision repair protein RAD23 homolog A (gene Rad23). The record is from RefSeq and is a predicted model, not a curated record. Bases 405 to 1592 code for a protein of 395 amino acids. The transcript has 2 exons. Gene Ontology annotation, biological process: nucleotide-excision repair; proteasome-mediated ubiquitin-dependent protein catabolic process. NCBI's taxonomy places the organism in Eukaryota, Metazoa, Arthropoda, Insecta, Diptera, Culicidae. Gene Ontology annotation, molecular function: damaged DNA binding; ubiquitin binding; polyubiquitin modification-dependent protein binding. Gene Ontology annotation, cellular component: nucleoplasm; cytosol.